This is a messenger RNA of Amphimedon queenslandica, 3493 nucleotides long. Its product is annotated as oxidation resistance protein 1-like. Bases 1120 to 3396 code for a protein of 758 amino acids. Gene Ontology annotation, biological process: response to oxidative stress. The transcript is spliced from 17 exons. NCBI's taxonomy places the organism in Eukaryota, Metazoa, Porifera, Demospongiae, Haplosclerida, Niphatidae. The record is from RefSeq and is a predicted model, not a curated record. Gene Ontology annotation, cellular component: nucleus.
AAAUUAAAAUGGGAGGAAAGCUUGGAAAGGAGAAAGGAAAGGGCAAAAAAGGCCCGGGCAGUAAAGCUCAAAGCAAAGAAGAAAAGAGUCCACAGCAAAACUUGAAGGCACCAAAAGCUAGCAAUAAGUCCCUGGUUUGUGCUUGGCAUUUCUUGUGCCUCUGUAUCUACGCUGCUAUACACUGGUAUGAUUAUAAGCUGGUCUCUGAGUGUCCUAAUCUGGAAAGAUUCUUCCCUGGAGCAUAUGCGUUUGGUGGUAGAUGGAAGUACCUGACAGCUAUAACAAUGAACCUAAUGCUAGUCUAUUACUGCCUUGCUUUCUUCAAUGACCUCUUUACCAAUUUUACUUCAUUCGUAAGCUGGUUCUUCACUACUACUAUAUGGCCUCUUGCUUGGGUAGUGACUAUCUUUUUCUGGGUAUUGUAUGCAAUGGACAGGCAGCUCAUCUAUCCAAAGGUUAUGGACGAAUAUUUCCCGGUUGCCAUAAACAUGUGUUGGCAUGUCGUCCUCUUUCCUGUCGUUCUUCUUGAAGUUGCCAUUGUCCAGCACCGCUAUCCCUCUCAUCUGGUCUCUGCCAUCACUCUCUUCCUAAUAGGAGGAUCCUACACAAUCUGGACAAUUGUCGUUUAUAAUAAUACGGGUAGAUGGACUUACGGCUUCAUGAGGGGUUUCAAUUAUCUUGGAUUCUGUGCCUUCUCGCUGAUAUCGUCUUUUGUUUCUAUUUUGUUUUAUUAUAUUGGGAGGUUCUUGUCUGGAUUGAGAUGGGGCUGAAAUAAAUUUUAGUUUUUAUUGUUCUUGAAUUUAUAAUAAUUUUUUUUGUGGAAAAAAAAAUAAUUUUUUGCUUUAUUUUCUGGCUAUCUCCGUUUCACCAUGCACCCACGCAUAAUUCGGAGAUAAACAGAGUUAUACGGAUAUUUAAUUUUUUUAUUUAACAACUCUUUAGUUUGAGUUUCUAGAGUCGCUUCUCUCUCAGUCUCUCUUGCGUCAAUUCCUGGCCGAAUCCGCUUCCAGCAAAAAAUCCUUUCUACUGGUCCAAGGAGAACAAAAGUAACACGUCAAGUUUGUUGUGCUUGUGCAGCUGUUUGUGGGCGUGGUCUGAUAUUCAAGAGAAUCAAGCAACAUGAGUGGUUGGUUCAAGAAACAAAGGUCAGGAGGGAGUCCUGGCUGGAAGAGGAAGAAAGAUUCUCAAGAGGGACCAGGUGGUAGGAAGUUUGAGAGAGAUGACUUAGUGAUGUCCUUGCCUCCUCACAUUCUCUCUUCUUCAAAGCAGCAGCAGCAGGUCUUACUCACAAGUGAUAACAUUGGCACACGUAAUCCACUGGAUUGGGAGUCCACUCCGGAUAGUUUGAGGAAAAAGUUUCCGCACUGGAAGGAGCACAGUGUACCGUCACCUGGAAUCAAGAAGAAAGAUAAUCACUUAACUUCUCCUACAACUAAGAAGUCAAGUCACGUUCCAGAAAAUGCAAUACCAUACAUAGUAAUGGAGUGUGACACUUUAGCUAGCAUUGCCUUAAAAUUUGAUACCACACCAAGUGAUAUUGCCAGAGCCAACAACAAGCUACUUGGUAACUCCUGUCCCAUAUGCCCUGGAGAACUACUGUAUAUUCCCGAUAGCAGUUUGAGAAGUGAAACUAGAAGUAAAAACUCCUCACCCGGGGAUAAUAUCAAAAACAAUAGAGAAGGAGAGAAUGACAGUCAAUGUAAGGAAGAUAAAAAGGAAGAGAUGAUAGAUAAACAGGAUAAGAUUGAAUUCAAACCAGAUGAAAACAAAACCAGCAACAUAGUACAAGAGAGAGAAGAUAAAGGGAAUGAGAAUGGAAGAGGAGAGGGAGAGGAGGAGGAGGAAGAAGAAGAAGGGUUCAUUGAACAGGACAUUGUGGAUGAAAUGUUUAUAUGUGUAUCAUCAAAAUUCAUGUCAGAACAGUUAUGCGUUCACGGUAGUUUAUUCUUAAAAACGGAUCUAAUAAUGUUCAGACCGAAUCCCAACGACCCACUGGUAGAGGACAAUGGCCUAGGCCCCUAUGAAGUGAUGGUACCAAUGAAUGAGGUGGUUCAUGCUUACCUGAUGACAUCCUACACCACACCAUCAAGUACUGCCACAACUAUCAGUCCUCCUUCUCAGUCUGUAGCCCCUCCCACCAGUACUGCCCCGCCCACUUUCUUCUCAUCCGACAGUUCAUCACACUUACCCUCUUCUCCGCCCACUCAAACUGAUCAAGACCUCUUCGAAGGAAAAACUAACCCCCUACUAACCGACUCGGCACAACAUUCCGAUGUGACCACACCCAUCACCAAAGACGACGCCUUCCCAGACGAACCACAGCCACAACAACAAGAAGAGACUGGGACAGACAGUAGAGAAAGGCUGGAUACUUUAAACAGUUUGUUUGAAGAAGAGGAAGUGGAGAAAAGAGAAGAAGGUUGUUAUGGGGAAGAUUUGGUCCCCUCCCCAUGGUGUUUCAUGUAUCUGAGAGUAUCACAGAGUGCCCAACAGAGCCCGGCUAACCCGAUCAUUGGCAUUGAGAUACCAGUCCCUCGUAAGCAGAGGGCGUCCUCACCGAAUAUACAAGCAGUCAGGACCUGGUUCAUAUUUGCCAUCCCUACACCUAGACUAAAGGAUAUUUUUAAUUUCGUAUUCAAGCAUCAUCCUUCAUCAAAAAGUGACACUAACAUGGCUUCAAUGUCAUCAGUUGAUGAUGAAUUGUCCGAUGAUAAGAGGCUUGAAAUAAUUAAUCUUAGGGGACAAUAUUCAGACGACUCACUUGUUUUGAGUGAAACUCAUUUUGCCUCCUCGUGGGAAAUAUUUUCUGUCAGAGAUUUCCAGCCUCUUAAAAUAGAAUGCAUGGAGGUAGAGAGUAAUCUCCCACUACCAAGACUAGCAGAAAGCUCGGAUUACCUAACCAACAAGCACUUAAGAAAAUUGACACUCAAUCUAGUCAGCUCUGCUGUGGGUCGUGAUUGGAGCCUAGUAUACAGCACAGCAAGGCAUGGCAUCAGCCUUCAGACUCUGUAUAGGAAUAUGGCUAACUAUGGAGACUCUCCUACAGUACUGCUAGUAAAGGAUGAAACUGGAAAGUUGUUUGGUGCGAUGCUGUCCAGUCCCAUAAGACGGAGUGAUAGGUUUUACGGAACUGGAGAGUCUCUUUUAUUCUCUUUUGACGAAGAGGGCGAGAUUAAAGUCUACCCGUGGGCUGGAAAUAACGACUACGUGAUCAAAGGAAGUGGAGACAGCAUAGCAAUAGGAAGCGGAGAUGGUCAUUUUGGCUUGUGGCUAGAUGAAGGCUUUUACCACGGGAGCAGUUUCAAGUGUCGGACAUUUAAUAAUGAGCCGCUUGCAAGUUCGGAAGACUUUAUAAUUUUUGGGGUAGAAGUAUGGGGCUUUGAAGGUUUUGAAUAACAAGUAGCCGUUUUAAUUAUAUAAUUUCCCUCCAUCUCUUCUCUCUCUCUUUUUUGCUACUUCAAUUGUAAAUAACGAUGAUGACAUUAAAAAUUAA